This is a messenger RNA of Aspergillus mulundensis, 1386 nucleotides long. RefSeq names its product cytochrome P450. Gene Ontology annotation, molecular function: monooxygenase activity; oxidoreductase activity, acting on paired donors, with incorporation or reduction of molecular oxygen; iron ion binding. The transcript has 5 exons. The record is from RefSeq and is a predicted model, not a curated record. The coding region runs from base 1 to 1386 and encodes 461 amino acids. NCBI's taxonomy places the organism in Eukaryota, Fungi, Ascomycota, Eurotiomycetes, Eurotiales, Aspergillaceae.
AUGGCAUCAGUAACCAGAAUAUCGGCCGCCAUUCACGCAACCAAGCGAACGCAGUACCAUCUCGAUCUCAAAGAGAUGCAUCGGAAAUACGGCGACUUCGUCCGUACGGGCCCUCGAGAAAUCUCAAUCAAUCGACCAUCGGCAGUCCACCUCACAGCGGGUCCUCAAUCUGCGUGCACAAAGCCAACAUGGUACAGCCAUGUCUCUGACAACGUAACCCAGGUUUCGCUCAACUCAACCCGUAGCCCUGAUGCACACCGUCGGCGACGGAGGGCUUGGGACCGUGGAUUCAGCAUGAAGGCCCUGCCAAUCUACGAGCCCCGACUCCAGCACAAAGUGGACGUUCUUGUCUCCCAGAUCCGGUCGCGUCUCGGCCAGCCGCUGAAUAUCACCCAGUGGACUAUGUACCUGGCCUUUGAUGUGAUGGGUCUUGUCGGCUUCUCGAAGGACUUCCGGCAACUCGAAGACGCGGCCGAACACGCAGCUAUCAAAGAGCUCCACGAACAGAUGCUGGUUCUUGGGAUCUUGAAGCCUGUUCCCUGGGUUCUGACGAUUCUAGGUGGAAUUCAGGGCCUAGUCGGUAACUAUGGGCAGUUUAUGACAUACUGCGCUGAUCGAAUAGCGGAGAAGAAGGCCGAAUGGGAAGCAUCCGGCAGCAAAGUCCCCCAAGAUAUUAUUUCCUGGCUGUUUAAAGCAAUCGACGAGAAGGAUCAGUCUGCUCCUCCAGGAGAGCAGGCACUCAACGAAGACGGCCGACUCCUCAUCAUCACAGGCAGGCAAGUCCACGACACUACGGGGGUAGCUUUAGCAAACGCGUUCUACUUCCUAACCAAGCAUCCAGCCGUCUACAAGAAGCUUCAAGCGGAGCUCGACGCCGCCUUCGCAGAAGGGAGUGAGACGUCGAACAUAAACAACGAAGCUCUUCGAAAACUUCCAUACCUCGAAGCCAUCAUCAACGAGACCCUCCGUCUCAAACCAGCCGUCCCCAGCGGCCAGCCGCGACAGACACCACCGGAAGGCCUGCAGAUCGACGAAGUCUGGAUCCCAGGCGACACCAUCGUGGUCGUCCCGCAAUAUGUCGUCCAGCGAGAUGACCGGUAUUUCCCAGCAGGAGACGAAUUCAUACCCGAGCGCUGGCUGGAUCAAAAGGAUAAGUUGGUCAAGCAUGAAGGGGCGUUCUUUCCCUUUCAGCUCGGUCGAUACGGCUGCGUCGGGAAGCAGCUCGCUCUCAUGGAGAUGCGCCUUGUCAUUGCACGUAUAGCUCGAGAGUUCGAUAUUGGUUUUGCACCCGGGCAGACGGGCGAGGCGUUUGAUCGGGAUGCGAAAGAUACGUUUACGUUUACUGUUGGGCCGUUGAUGCUGGACUUUAAGGGACGGAGUAAGUAG